Orycteropus afer afer is the source of this 882-nucleotide messenger RNA. It is a transcript of the gene RNF144A, whose product is annotated as ring finger protein 144A. Gene Ontology annotation, molecular function: ubiquitin conjugating enzyme binding; zinc ion binding; ubiquitin protein ligase activity. Gene Ontology annotation, cellular component: ubiquitin ligase complex; Golgi apparatus; cytoplasm. Gene Ontology annotation, biological process: positive regulation of proteasomal ubiquitin-dependent protein catabolic process; protein polyubiquitination; ubiquitin-dependent protein catabolic process. NCBI's taxonomy places the organism in Eukaryota, Metazoa, Chordata, Mammalia, Tubulidentata, Orycteropodidae. The coding region runs from base 4 to 882 and encodes 292 amino acids. The record is from RefSeq and is a predicted model, not a curated record. The transcript is spliced from 7 exons.
GCAAUGACCACAGCAAGGUAUCGGCCCACAUGGGACCUGGCCCUGGACCCACUGGUGUCUUGCAAGCUCUGUCUCGGGGAGUAUCCAGUGGAGCAGAUGACAACAAUAGCCCAGUGCCAAUGCAUCUUCUGUACUCUGUGCCUGAAACAGUACGUUGAGCUCUUGAUCAAAGAAGGCCUAGAAACUGCAAUUAGCUGCCCUGAUGCUGCCUGCCCUAAACAGGGCCAUCUACAGGAAAAUGAGAUUGAGUGCAUGGUUGCAGCUGAGAUUAUGCAAAGAUAUAAAAAGCUACAAUUUGAAAGAGAGGUGCUCUUGGAUCCCUGUCGGACUUGGUGCCCUGCGUCCACCUGCCAGGCUGUGUGCCAGCUACAGGAGAUGGGACUGCAGACCCCUCAGCUGGUGCAGUGCAAGGCUUGUGACAUGGAAUUCUGCUCCUACUGCAAAGCCAGCUGGCACCCCGGUCAGGGCUGCCAAGACACCAUGCCAAUCACCUUCCUUCCAGGGGAAACCAGUUCUACUUUCAAAAUGGAAGAGGACGAUGCGCCAAUCAAACGCUGCCCCAAGUGCAAAGUCUACAUUGAACGUGAUGAAGGCUGUGCCCAAAUGAUGUGUAAAAACUGCAAACACGCCUUCUGCUGGUACUGUCUUGAGUCUCUUGAUGAUGAUUUCCUCUUGAUACAUUAUGACAAAGGCCCCUGUCGGAACAAGCUGGGCCACUCCAGGGCUUCUGUGAUCUGGCAUCGGACGCAGGUCGUAGGCAUUUUUGCUGGGUUUGGGCUUCUGCUCUUAGUUGCUUCACCUUUCCUGCUCCUGGCAACUCCAUUUGUACUUUGCUGCAAGUGCAAGUGCAGUAAAGGGGAUGACGACCCGUUACCCACCUAG